ACAGGUAUAAAUGAUAAAUCGUAAAUCGAGAAACCUACGCCUAUUCUGUCUGUUCAGUAUCGAAGUCAACAAAGACGAGAUAUAUAAAAAUUCGCUUGUAUAGCUUUUUUAAGGCAAAGUUUGCCAGAAAAAAAGAUGCGAGAAUACAAGUUAGUCGUGCUUGGAAGUGGCGGCGUUGGUAAAUCGGCUUUGACGGUGCAAUUCGUUCAAGGUAUUUUUGUUGAAAAAUACGAUCCGACCAUCGAGGAUUCAUACAGAAAGCAAGUCGAAGUCGAUAAUCAGCAAUGUAUGCUGGAAAUAUUGGACACUGCUGGAACGGAACAAUUCACAGCCAUGAGGGAUCUUUACAUGAAAAAUGGUCAGGGUUUUGUCUUGGUAUAUUCCAUCACAUCACAAUCCUCUUUCAAUGAUUUGGAAGAUCUUCGCGAUCAGAUUAUAAGGGUGAAAGAUACCAGUGACGUACCCAUGGUCUUGGCUGGCAACAAAUGUGAUCUUGAAGAUGAGAGAAUUGUGGGGAAAGACCAAGGGCAGGCCUUGGCUAAACAAUUUGGAAAUUGCACGUUUUUAGAGACUUCUGCGAAGACCAAAGUUAAUGUGACGGAAAUAUUUUUCGACCUCGUGCGACAGAUCAACCGAAAAACUCCCGAAGUGAAGAAGCCAAGUCGAAAUAUCUUUAGAAGAUUUUGCGUGAUUUUGUGAAUUCAUUGAGGGUAAAAGGACGCCAUUACUUCUUUGACGUUGUUCCAAAGCGCGUGUAUUCAAGUAUACACCGAAAGAUCCAUUUCACUUUAUUUAUAACUUUUUUGCACACGUUGCUAUAUUAAUGUGUAUAUCAGAUAAAUAUAUGGACACCGACCGUGUGGUAUAUAAAACAUAAAUUUAAAAAAGUUUAGCUAGGAGUUCGAAAAUUGACAUUACAUUGAUUUUGCAUAUUUUUGUAUGAUGUAUGUAAAUGUUUGAGGCUUUAAAGCCUAUUUCUACCAUUUAUACAUUAUCGUGAGACAGUCAAUUGAGACGAGCAAUAUUAAAAAUUUCAGCCAAAAUUUA
Molecule: messenger RNA, 1047 nt
Organism: Xenia sp. Carnegie-2017
Lineage: Eukaryota; Metazoa; Cnidaria; Anthozoa; Malacalcyonacea; Xeniidae
Product: ras-related protein Rap-1b-like
Exons: 7
Coding region: 136-699 (187 amino acids)
Biological process (GO): Rap protein signal transduction
Cellular component (GO): plasma membrane
Molecular function (GO): GTPase activity; GDP binding; GTP binding
Source: RefSeq, a predicted model, not a curated record